Molecule: messenger RNA, 1728 nt
Organism: Catharus ustulatus (Swainson's thrush)
Lineage: Eukaryota; Metazoa; Chordata; Aves; Passeriformes; Turdidae
Product: protein starmaker-like
Exons: 3
Coding region: 1-1728 (575 amino acids)
Molecular function (GO): calcium ion binding
Source: RefSeq, a predicted model, not a curated record
AUGCUGGUGGCGCUGGUGGCGCUGGUGGCCGCGGUGGCCGCGGGGGGGGACGCGGGGGUCCCGCCGAGCCCCCCCCCGUGCCCGCUGGGCUUCGGGCCGGUGCCCGCGGGGGGCUGCGGGGACAGGGACGAAUGUCGCACGGCCGCCGUGUGCCACCACAUGUGCCUCAACCACCACGGCGGCUUCGCCUGUCAUUGUCACCGCGGCUUCGUCCUGCAGCCCGACGGGGGACACCGGGGACAGCCCGAGGGGACGCGGCGCGGUUGGAGCGCCCGGGACCGGGAGGGGACGGGAGGAGGAGGAGAAGCCUCGCCCCGGGAUUUGGCACCGGAGCGGCCCCGGGACCUGCGGGAGGAUUCGGACCGGGAUCAGAACCGGGAUCAGAACCGGGAUCCGGCACCGGGAAGGCGCCGGGAGCCGCGGCCGGGGCAGAACCGGGAUUGGAACCGGGAUCUGAAUCAAGAUUGGAACCGGGAUUUGCACCGGGAUCUGAAUCAGGAUUCGGACCGGGAUUUGUACCCGGAUUUCCACCGGGAUUCCCAGGAGGAGCUGGACCGGGAUUCGAACCGGGAUUCGGACCGGGAUUUGGACCGGGAUUUGGACCGGGAUUCGGACCGGGAUUUGGACCGGGAUUCCGACCGGGAUUCCGACCGGGAUUCCCAGGAGGAUCUGCCCCAGGAGCGGCACUGGGAGUCGCAAGGGGAUUGGAACCGGGAUUGGAACCGGGAUUGGAGCCGGGAUUGGAGCCGGGAUUUGGAUCGGGAUCCCCAGCAGGAUCUGGACCGGGAUGUGCCCGAGGAUCCGAACCGGGAUUCGGGCCGGGAUUUGGACCGGGAUUGGAACCGGGAUUCGGGCCGGGAUUCCCACCAGGAGCUCCAUGAGCAUUCCCAGCCCGGUUGGCCGCGGGAUUUGCACCGGGAUUCACCCGAGGAUUCCCGGCAGGAUUUGUCCCCGGGGGAGCACCGGGAUUUGAACCGGGAUUGGAACCGGGAUUGGAACCGGGAUUUGAAUCGGGAUUUGUGGCCAGGGCGGGGCUCGCACGAGGAUUCCCACCGGGAUUCCCACCAGGACCGGGAUUCCCGGGAGGAUUUUCAGCGGGAUUUGCACCGGGAUUCGCGCUGGGAUCGGGGGUUGGGACCGCCCCGGCACCGGGAGUGGCACCGGGACCCCCACGAGGGGUCCCACCGGGAUUUUAACCUGGAUUUUGUCCCGGAUUCCCACCGGGAUUUUAACCAGGAUUUUGUCCCGGAUUUUGUCCCGGAUUCCCACCGCGAUUCUCACCCGGCCCCCGCCCCCUACGAGGACCCCGAGCCCCCCUAUAGGGACGGGGACCCCGAUCCUUACGGGGACCCCUAUGGGGACACCUAUGGGGACCCCUAUAGGGACCCUCCCCCCCCUUUUGGGGCUGGGGACCUCGGGGAGGGUCCCUGGGACCCCGAAACGGAGCCCUGGGACCCCGACAUUUAUGGGGACCCCUACGGGGACCCCUACGAGGAUGAGGAGUCCUGGGAGACCCCCCUGGACCCCCAGAGGGACCCCGAGCCCGGGAGCCUCCGGAGGGGCCGGGACCCCCAAACGCGGCCCUGGGACCCCCAUGGGGACCCGCAAAACAGAACCUGGGACCCCUAUGGGGAUGGGGACCCCCAAACCCGGCCCUGGGACCCCUACGGGGACCCCUAUGAGGAUGGGGAUCCCCAGAGGUCGAGGACCCCCCAGUUGCCCCAGUGA